CUGGAAGUUUCCGGACUGGGAGCCAGGGCUGAUAUCCGCGGAGAGCCGAGUCUGGUUCGGGAGGCAGAAGGGCAGACAUGUUCGGCUGUCUGGUGGCUGGCAGGCUGGUGCAGACAGAUGCCCAGCAGGUAGCUGAAGAUAAAUUUGUUUUCAACCUACCUGACUACGAUAGCAUCAAUCAUGUGGUGGUGUUCAUGUUGGGAACAGUGCCCUUUCCUGAGCGAAUGGGAGGGUCUGUUUACAUAUCAUACCCGGAUCAGAGUGGGAUGCCGGUCUGGCAGCUCCUUGGGUUCAUCACCAAUGAAAAGCCAAGUGCCAUAUUCAAAAUCUCUGGAUUGAAAUCGGGGGAAGGAGGCCAACAUCCAUUUGGAGCAAUGAAUAUACCGCAGACUCCCUCCGUAGCGCAGAUAGGGAUCUCUGUGGAACUUUUGGAGCAGAUGGCACAACAAACGCCCGUAGCUAAUGCGGCUGUCUCCACGCUAGACUCCUUCACACAGUUUACACAGAAGAUGUUGGAUAACUUUUACAACUUUGCCACAUCGUUCGCAGUGUCACAGGCUCAGAUGACACCAAGCCCUUCAGAAGCCUUUAUUCCAGCAAAUGUUGUCCUCAAAUGGUAUGAGAAUUUCCAAAGACGUUUGGCACAGAAUCCAUUCUUCUGGAAGACGUAGGCUGAGAAGAGAGUCCUUGGCCAAUCUUCGAGAGGGGGGGAAAAAAUCAAACUACAUUUUGUGCCUCCAUCUAACUUCUGUCAUUGCUGGAAUCCUAAAAUCUCUUCUGCCCUCUCCAGCAAUAGGCAUUUUACAUAUUGGCACAUUUGUUGUUAGUCUGAAAGUGUAAGAUUAAGUACGAUAUCUUGGCUGCUUUUAGAAAUCUGCUAAAAUAAUUACAUUGGCAGCAACUUAAACACCGGAUUGCAUUACAAGCUUUUUACUUAACCUGUUUUAAGGUUAAUCUCUUGUUUAUAAUAUGACGCUCUUUGCUUUGACAUUACUAU
This is a messenger RNA of Pelobates fuscus (common spadefoot toad), 997 nucleotides long. It is a transcript of the gene HIKESHI, whose product is annotated as heat shock protein nuclear import factor hikeshi. Gene Ontology annotation, cellular component: cytosol; nucleus. The coding region runs from base 78 to 671 and encodes 197 amino acids. Lineage: Eukaryota; Metazoa; Chordata; Amphibia; Anura; Pelobatidae. Gene Ontology annotation, biological process: protein import into nucleus. The transcript has 5 exons. The record is from RefSeq and is a predicted model, not a curated record. Gene Ontology annotation, molecular function: nuclear import signal receptor activity; Hsp70 protein binding.